UCGAUGAUUUGUGUCCGCGUGUAAGUAACGCUGUAGGGUAAGUGCGAUCGAGAUAUCUACUAACAACAAAAUUUCAUUUCAACAUAUGUUAAUGAUAUCCACGGUUCAAGUUAUUUUAAUACAUUUGAAUGUUUGAAAGAAGUGAAUAUACUCUGAAGUAUUGAUCUCGUGUCUGGGAUUAUGUGACCUCGAAAGACGUACCAUUUUGUGUAAUCUGUAUCUGACUCAGUGUUUCAACUUCGCAUCAAAAUGCCGCUUUAUUUUCAAAGACCGGAGAACGCCCUCAAAAGAGCAAAUGAAUUCAUAGAUGUUGGUAAAAAACAAAGGGCGCUUGAUGCCCUUUAUGAUGUUAUUAAAAGUAGGAAGCAUAGAACGUGGCAAAAAAUUCAUGAGCCUAUUAUGAGUAAAUAUUUGGAAUUAUGUGUAGAGUUAAAGAAAAGUCAUCUUGCUAAGGAAGGUUUAUUUCAGUAUCGAAAUAUAUGCCAACAAGUGAAUAUCAAGUCUUUGGAAGAUGUUGUUCGUGGAUAUUUAAAACUUGCUGAUGAGAAAACUGAAGCAGCACGGGAGGAAUCCCAACAAGCUGUUGUGGAUAUUGAUGAUUUGGAUCAAGUGCAGACUCCUGAAAAUUUAUUACUUAGCGCUGUAAGCAGUGAAGAUACUCAAGAUAGGACUGAUAGAGUUGUUUUAACACCAUGGGUUAAGUUCUUAUGGGAAUCCUAUCGCCAGUGCUUGGAGCUGUUGCGAAACAAUUCUCGUGUUGAACGAUUAUACCAUGAUAUUGCUCAACAAGCAUUCAGAUUUUGUUUGAAUUAUAAUCGUAAAACUGAAUUUCGUAAAUUAUGUGACAAUUUAAGGGCACAUCUAGGACAUAUCCAUAAACAUCAAAAUCAACAAACGUCUAUAAAUUUAAAUAAUCCAGACAGUCAGGGAAUGCAUUUGGAAACUCGGCUUGUUCAGUUGGAUAGUGCGAUACAAAUGGAAUUAUGGCAGGAGGCAUAUAAAGCAAUUGAAGAUAUUCAUGGUUUAAUGACAUUGUCAAAAAAAGCUCCAAAUCCACGUUUAAUGGCGAAUUAUUAUCAAAAACUUGCCCUAGUAUUUUGGAAAAGUAGCAAUUAUUUGUUCCAUGCUGCUGCAUUAUUCCGUUUAUUUUAUCUGUCUCGAGAGCAAAAGAAAAACAUUACAUCAGAAGAAAUAUUAAAAAUGGCAUCACGAGUUGUUCUAGCUACACUUGCUAUCCCAAUGCCUCCUAAUCGUACCGAAAUUGAUCGUUUAGUUGAAACUGAUGAAAAUGUAAUUGAUAAAAAUCAUCGUUUAUUAUCAACGUUGCUUGGAUUGCCAAAUCCUCCAAGCAGAGCAUUACUAAUAAAAGACUUACUGCGGUUUGGUAUAAUUCAAUCUGCUCCAAUCCAAUUACAGGAUUUGUAUCGCUGGUUAGAAACUGAGUUUCAUCCACUUAAGUUAUGCUCUCGUGUUCAGCAGUCCUUUGAUUUCUUAAACAAGUGGGAGGAAUUCCCUGAACUUCGUCAAUAUAUACCAUCUAUACAAGAUAUUACUGUGGUGAGACUUGUGAAAGAAAUAUCUCAAGUUUAUCAGACUAUUAAAUUUACACGUUUGCUGGAAUUAGCACCAUUUGUUCAACCAUUUACUUUGGAAUAUCUUAUUGUAGAAGUAUCACGCAGAAAUGACUUGCAAGUUAGGAUUGACCAUCGAAAAGAAUGUUUUCAUUUUGGAUCCGAAUUGAAUGUUUCUCAGAGAGAGGAAAUAGUUGAAGGUCCCCACUUGCAGAGUAUGCCUAGCGAACAAAUGCGGAAUCAGUUGGUGUACAUCCAUUCAGUUUUAAAUAAGGCUGUUAAUUACGUUCAACCAGACAAAAUGAAGCUUGAAAGAAAAGAGCUUUGUAAAGAGAUUGUGAAGGCAUAUACUUUAACAUCUUCUAAAGAUCACAUGCGUAUAUUAAAUAGGCAGCAAAUAAUUGAAGAACGAAAAGAAAUGCUUGAAAAUUUGAAUUAUCAGAAAGAAGCAGAAGAAAGGAAAUUACUGGAGGAUAAACAGCAAAAGCUUCGUGAAGCAGAAAAAGAAAGAAUGGCCCGAGAAACAGAAGAAAGGACAAAACAAAGACUUUUGCGUGAACAAACCGAAUUAAAGCGUAAAGUUGUUAUGGAAAAGAUUGAACAGCUUAAGAAGACUGAAAUUGGCUCUAGAAUAUUUGAAGGUAUGGAUGAAGAAGAAUUGGAAAAACUAGAUCCUGAUGAUUUGUUGAAUAAGCAAGUUGAGCAACUAGAUCGUGAACGGAAAGAAUUGCAAUCAAAACUCCGCAAACAAGAAAGAAAAGUAGAUCACUUGGAAAGAGCUAAACGAAUUGAAGAAAUACCUUUACUUCAAAAAGAAUAUGAAGAAUAUCAAUUAAAAGAUCGAGAGUUUUGGGAGCAGCAUGAAAAGGAAAGAAUUAGGGCAAUUAAAGAAGAAAGAGCUUUAGCAGUUCAGUAUCGGGACCGCUUGAUGCGAUUAAAAGAUGAUAAAGAUAAAUUUUUAGAGCGGUUGAAAAAGGCCCGUGCAUCUGUUUAUCAGGAGAAAAUGGCUGAAUUCAAGAAAAUUUUAGAUGAAGAAAGAAAAAAACGAUUGGCUGAAAGAAAGCAAAAGAGAAAGGAAGAAAGAAGGGCAGAAUGGUUAAAGGAACAGGAAGAGAAGAAGCAACGGGAGAUUGACGAACAGUUAAAAAGGGAACGUGAAGAAGCAUUAGCAAAAUUAGAAGAAAUUGAAGCUAAAAAGCGAGCAAAAGAAAAAGAGAUUGAGGAAAGAUUAAGGCGAGAAGAAGCUGCUCUUGCUGCAGCAUUAGAAAGGAAACGAGAGGAUGAGAAAAGCCUUUCUAGAGGCAAAGAUCUUGAGAAGCCAGCUCCACAAAAAUCUUUCCCAAAUUGGAGAGAGCGUGAAUUGGAAAAAAAACAGAGUUGGGGACCACGUGAAGACAAACAUGAAAAGGAAAAAGAUCCCGACAAAGAUGAAGAUACUUGGGAUUGGAGAAAGAGAAAUGAUGAGUCCCGGAAAUUAGAUGAUAGAGAUCGAAUGGAUGAUUGGAAAAGGCGUGAUAAAGAUAGCUGGAGAAGAGAUGAUAUUCGUUCAACCUCAUAUCAGCGUGCACCUUUUGAUGGGGAGCGAGAUUGGCGUUCUGUUCGUUCGGAUGAUAGAGAUAGAAGAGAUCCUGAUCGAUCAGAUUGGAGAUCAGGACCUGAUAAAUUUGCCAAUAGGAACAAAGAUAGCGAAAGAGAUUCGAGAAGAUACGGAGACAGGGAUAGAAUAGAGACUUACUUAGGAAACAAAGAUAGGAUUUCAUCUAUGAAAGAUCGAGAUUAUCGAGAUCGUCAAGAUAUGACAGAUAAUAGGUCUGAUUACACUGAAAAGGACAGAGAUCAUUACGGGAAACGUCCAGAUAACUCUUUAGAUAGGAGAGGUAGAUUCGGCAAAGAUGAUACUGAUGGCAGAGAUUAUAAUAAAGGUGAGGAUGAUAGAAGGGACAGGUAUGGUGACGACCGUGGUGAUCGUCCUUUUAGAAGUGAAAGAUCAGGUGGAGGCCGUUUCCGUGAUCUUGGUGAUCGACGAGGUGAUGACAGAAAUGAUUGGAGAAGCAGAAGAGAUGAUAUGCCAGACAGUGGAACAUCCUGGCGGGAUCGAGAUAGUCGUACUCUUAGGGAUGAGGAUCGCUCUGAUAAGAAAGGUCCCAGAGAAGAUGGUUUUAAACGGGAUAGAGCUAGCAAUCUAGAUGAUGAAGGUUUUGUAAGAGUGCGACGUUAAGUAAUCUAUGCUUUUCCUGUUAUAAUAUGCUUUACUGUAUUUUUAUGAACAUUUAAAUAUGCUAUUUUCAUCAAAAGGUUUUAGGGCAAAAGAAUUUUGGUGUUUGCUAGUGGUUAUUAACUUGAUUAUAUAUACAUUUUUUUUAGUAAACUUAAUUUAGCAGUUUUCUGCAACAGAAAAAUUGUAUCAUUUAUUUAAGUCUUUUUUUUUAAGAAGGUACAAAAGGUCAUCGAAUUUUAAUCUUGUAAUUGACCAUGUUUCUUUUCUUUGUGUCUGUUGCUGGGAUUAUUCAGCUGUACAAAUUGAACUUGUCGAAACCUUUUUAUGCAAUUAUGAAUAUUAUAGGCUUUAAUCGUAUCAUAUCUGAUAAUAAAUUUUAGGUUUUAAAUUAAUUACUAACUAUAAGUAGACUUCUAUGUAUUAGUAUAUAUGCACCCAUCAAAUGUCUAAUUAUGUAAUAAGUUUUAUAUUAAUAAUUUUUGGGAUAGCAAAUACCAUUUAGAAUGAGUUGACUGUUCUUAUUUUGUGUUAUUAAAAAAUUAACAUAAAAAAAAAUCUGUUUUAAGAUUUUUUAAACAUGUAAAUCAUGGUGCACCCAAUUUAAUUUGUUAAAUUUUAUUUGUUAUGUUUAAAUAUCUGAUGAAUUUUUGAUCUAAAUGAUUUUUGGGGUUAGUUUAAAAUCAUAAUAUAAAACAUGUUUAUGAUCUGAAACCUUUACCAUAUGAUUUGAUAGUUUCCAACUAGGUAAUACUUUAGAUUUCUGUUAGAUAGGCUUGUUAAAGAGAAGAGCUAUUUUGUUAUUUUACCAAGACAAGUCUUUCUGUAUGAUUACAAAAAAUUUUGGCACUGAAAAAAUUCUGUGUGAGAGAAAUAGUUUAAAAAUUCCUACAGCUAUAGAUUGAAAUUUUAAAAUUUUUCUAAUGAAGCAGAAAUGUGUAUUUAAUCCUGUUUAUACCUGUUUCUAAGUUAGUAUUCUUCAUUCAGAUAGUGUUUGAAUAUAUUUCUUUGAAAGAAAAUGUUAAUAGUUUGUAAUGGGUUAAUAGUUGUUAUAUGUAAUUAAUAUCCUUUUGUUACCGAUGUAAAACAGCUUUACUUCACUCUAAAUUUUCUUGUAGUGAGGAAAUUUUCUAGCUUUUGUUUUCCAUAAUUCGUAAUUACGUAAAACUGUAACUUAUAGUUCAUUUUACAUAACUUGAAGCUCGCAGCUUUUACAUAAAAUACAUAUGUAAGCAGCUCGCUUACAUAAAAUCCUCAUUUUUAUGUUAAGAUUUUUUCGGACUAUAUUUUUGUAUAUUUCUUCAAAAGAAAAAAGCUAUUAUUAUCGGUUAAUAACUGUUUUAAGAAAUAUGUAUUUUUUUAUUAAGUGGAUGAAUAGAGGUUUUUUCUGGCUUCAUUACUUAUCUUUUGUAGUUCAAAUUUUUCUCUAAGAAAUUGUAUGCAUGUACGAGACUAAAAUAUUUCUGAAAACAGUUAAUUCAUUACUAUAGAAGUAUUAUUAAUAAUUGCUGUAUAUUGAUUUUCUGUUAAGUUGAUAUAUUUUGUGUAUUGCCUUAUAAAUUGUUUCCAUCAAAGAAAUAGCUGAUCAUUCUUGAUAAGCAUUGAUAAUAAGUAUUCAUUUUCAUUUUAAAAAUCUUAACUACUGUAUGCUUGAAAUUAUGCAAUUAAAUGAUAUUUCCACAAAA
Stegodyphus dumicola is the source of this 5471-nucleotide messenger RNA. It is a transcript of the gene eIF3a, whose product is annotated as eukaryotic translation initiation factor 3 subunit a. The record is from RefSeq and is a predicted model, not a curated record. NCBI's taxonomy places the organism in Eukaryota, Metazoa, Arthropoda, Arachnida, Araneae, Eresidae. Gene Ontology annotation, molecular function: mRNA binding; translation initiation factor activity. Gene Ontology annotation, cellular component: eukaryotic translation initiation factor 3 complex, eIF3m; multi-eIF complex; eukaryotic translation initiation factor 3 complex, eIF3e. Gene Ontology annotation, biological process: translation reinitiation; formation of cytoplasmic translation initiation complex.